Messenger RNA from Chelonia mydas (Green sea turtle), 5343 nucleotides. RefSeq names its product solute carrier family 20 member 1 (gene SLC20A1). The transcript has 11 exons. Lineage: Eukaryota; Metazoa; Chordata; Testudines; Cheloniidae. The record is from RefSeq and is a predicted model, not a curated record. Gene Ontology annotation, cellular component: membrane. Bases 2366 to 4417 code for a protein of 683 amino acids. Gene Ontology annotation, biological process: phosphate ion transmembrane transport. Gene Ontology annotation, molecular function: phosphate transmembrane transporter activity.
UGAAGACUUAGCCUUAAUGGGUGCCUAAAACAGUGAGGGGCUGAGUGUCCACAGAGCCUGAUUUCCAGGUGCAUGGUGACUAUUUGGUGCCUCAAGUGAUCAGGCUCACUUAGAUGCCUCAAUGUGGACUUUGUAAUUUCCUCAGGGGGCUGAUGGUGGGCACAGUUCCUCUUGAGAGGUUACAUCUUCCAGUCUGAGUGCCGGCUGGGUCCCCCACUUGUUCACUUGAGGUACUGCAGCCACAUAGAAGACCCAUCUUCUGCCUCCAUGCAGUGGAUGUUGUUCCCCAGAGCAUGCUUUGUAGGCUUGCCUUUUCAGGCACAUUGUUCUGCCUUUCCUUCCUCCAGUCUGGUAAUGUUUCAGGGAGUUUAAGUGGGCAUGUUGCUCAGAUGAAAGUUGUUACUGCUUCCAUUCCAACUCAUGGUCAAGGUAUCUGCAGCCCUUCCUCCUACUUUGCAGCAAAGCUGGUAAUGGUGUGUGAGGAGAUCUGGGGCUGGUCAUAUCGGAAAACCUGAUGUUAGAUUGGCUGGAUAUUCAUCUCCUGCCCCUUCUCAGUGUUGUGGCGAAGCAUGGCUGCAACACAGCUAGGGUAGAAGGGGAAAUAACUGAGGUGUAGGACCUUCUGACAAGAUCUGUGAUGGGAUCCUUCCUCCCCAAAUGCUCUUGGGAAAAGGCAAGCAUCUUAAUAAACAGUGUCUUUCCUGCUCUGAUUCUUGGGGGGUGGGAAGAGGGUUUGCUCCCUCUUCUGAUGGCCCUUUUCAGGGACAGCCAGAGACAGGGCUGUCACCGUAGGGACAGGCAGCAAACACAACAAGAGUGAGUAAUCUCUGCAGCAGCAAUAGCCAGGCUAAGCACAAAAGACUGCUGCUUAGGACACAAGGUACUAUGGGGAAUUCAGCUGAGCUGCCAAUGUGUCUUACUCAAGUCAUUGUUCAGGUACAGGAUUUGCAGACUGACUGGGGCUUUCCCUUAUCUUGGUGCUUGUCCACACUAGGUAGAGGUGCUGUUAGCUAUCCCAUUUUAACAUGUUAAAAUCCUGGUGUAGACGGGAUAAGUUGCAGUUUUAACAUGUUAGCUGGCCAGGGUCAGCUGUGGUGUUAAUUGUCUUGUUGCAGGCUUCAAAGGGAAGCCACUUCCACUCCUGCUCCACUGCAGCUUGUAUCUGGGGCAUAGCAACAGCCCACUUAAUUUGCUGGCAGGCAGAGCUAGCGAUCUUGGGGUUUUGUUACACCCAACAUUAUAGUAUCUGAACACCUGCCAUUUAAUAGCAGUACUGAAGUCCCUUAAGGGCUUCAUGGAGUCUGGCACUUCUCUCUUUUUGAAGCCAAAACUCUGCUUGGGUAGAGGUUGUGUUUUGGCUGGGUUUUAAGGGUUGAAAGGGCUCUGUGCUGAGUCUUUGUGGAAAGAGCUGAAAUUGGUAGACUUGGUGCCUGAUGUGCCUACCUUCCAGGAGAUAAUGUUUUCCUCCUGGCCUUACUUUUGCAUUUUUGGCUGCACUUCUCCUCCCACCUUCUUACAUAUGCACACCCUAUCUGUGGCUCCAUAAAGUUGUGGGACCUCCUCAUCAGUCUCCUCCUAGUGAUGCCCAAAGUGGCAAUAUAUAACACCAGAGAGGAGAUGUUGGCUGAGUGGGUUCUCUGUGACUGUGGAGCCUAUUUCCAGUCCCCUCUCUGCUCACAUAUCCAGGCAGAGUUCCUCUGGGCAGUGUCUGCUGGCUCCCUUGACACCUUUGAGGAUCAGUGGGUAUUGUCUGGGGUUCUCUGCUUGGUGUCCCCUUCAGGUUCCCUACUUUUGACCCUUAGCCUGUCCUUGUUUGUUCUGUUGUCCCCCAUAAUCACUUGAGUCCCCGGGCCCAGUGGAUCCUCCCCAUAGGCUGGGGGAGUGUCCUUUAGUUCCUUCCUGGAACCCAGCAAGAGCAGCUAAUGUUUGUAGCCUGUUCAGGAAACACUUGGCCUGGAGUGUGCCUUUCAGGCUGGUAGGGAAUGGUGGAUAAGUGUGACCUAAUAGAUUUAAGGUAGGGUCCUGUUACUACAGCCUGCUUGCUUUUAGGGCCCUGUUCCACACGGCAGCGUGUCCAGAGCCCAUAUCUCUCCCCAAGGAAAAAUAAUUGAUCUGGAUGAAGAACUUGUGUUCUCUAUUUUCUGCACCAUGGAAUUUUAUUCAGCUCUUCUAAUUCUCCAGAGCCACAGGAACUUUAGAAAAGAGAUUCCCAUACACACCGUAUAGCAGUAACUCGCUGGUUCCAAACAUAUCUUAGUUUAGUUUAUUUAAUUUUGUAACAUUAUUUAUUAUUUCAUACCUCAUAUUUUGUUUACGUAUCAAAGUUGCAAAUUCCUGUUGAUUUGAAACCACUAAAAUUAAUAACAUGGAAUCCACAAUUGAAUCAACAACGUCUCUGGAUCUGCUAACCAGUACAAUAGGAAGUAGGGCAUCUGGUCCCAUGGUAGCUUUCCUCUGGAUGCUGAUAUUGGGCUUCAUCAUUGCCUUUGUCUUGGCGUUUUCUGUGGGUGCCAAUGAUGUGGCAAACUCGUUCGGAACCGCAGUGGGGUCGGGUGUGGUGACUCUGCGGCAAGCAUGUAUCCUGGCAUCUGUCUUUGAAACCGUGGGCUCUGUUCUGCUGGGUGCUAAAGUGAGUGAGACCAUCCGGAAGGGGUUGAUUGACGUGGAGAUGUACAACUCUACACAAGAGCUACUCAUGGCUGGCUCAAUCAGCGCUAUGUUUGGGUCAGCUGUGUGGCAGCUAGCAGCUUCAUUCUUGAGACUUCCCAUUUCUGGUACCCAUUGUAUUGUUGGAGCAACAAUUGGCUUUUCGCUGGUGGCCAAAGGACAGAAAGGCGUCCAGUGGUCAGAGCUGCUUAAAAUUGUGUUGUCCUGGUUCAUCUCUCCCCUGCUUUCUGGCAUCAUGUCUGCUAUCCUGUUCUUCCUCGUCCGUAUGUUCAUUCUUCGUAAGGCAGAUCCAGUUCCCAAUGGGUUGCGAGCUUUGCCAGUCUUCUAUGCCUGUACAGUUGGGAUCAACCUCUUUUCCAUCAUGUACAGUGGUGCACCUUUGCUUGGCUUUGACAAACUUCCUAUUUGGGGUAUCCUUCUAACUUCAGCGGGGAGUGCUGUUGUCUGUGCUCUCGUCGUCUGGUUCUUUGUGUGUCCAAGAAUGAAGAAGAAAAUAGAACGAGAGAUAAAGUCAAGUCCUUCUGAGAGCCCCUUGAUGGAGAAAAAGAACAGCCAGAAGGAAGAUCAAGAUGAGUCUAAACUGCCACUGGGCAAUGGUGUGGGUGACAAGAGCCCUAUCACUGAUGCAUCUGCCAUGCACCACAGGGCAGCUGUGGAGGAGAGAACAGUCUCCUUCAAUCUGGGAGAUGUGGAGGAAGCUCCAGAGCAGGAGAGGCUCCCUAGUGUUGACCUGAAGGAAACAAACAUUGAUAGUGGAGCUGUGCAGUUACCCAGUGGCAACCUUGUUCAGUUCAACCAAGCUGUCAGCAAUCAGAUCAGUUACAGUGGCCACUACCAGUACCACACUGUGCACAAGGAUUCAGGCCUGUACAAAGAGCUGCUGCACAAGCUUCACCUGGCCAAAGUGGGUGAUUGCAUGGGGGACUCUGGUGACAAGCCCCUGAGACGCAACAACAGCUACACCUCAUACACUAUGGCCAUUUGUGGCAUGCCGCUGGAUUCAUUCCGUCCCAAAGAGGGCGAGCCCAAGGGGGAGGAGAUGGAGAAGCUGACCUGGCCUGGAGCAGACACUAAGAAGAGGAUCCGUAUGGACAGCUACACUAGCUACUGCAAUGCUGUGGCAGAUACCCACCCGGCGGCUGAUGUGGAUAUGGAUGUAGGCAAGGUGGAGAUGGGCAGUGGUGACAGGAAGUGCAGCACUGGCUCUCUGGAGGAGUGGCAUGAUCAGGAUAGACCAGAAGUGUCCCUGCUCUUCCAGUUCCUGCAGAUUCUCACCGCCUGCUUUGGUUCCUUUGCUCAUGGUGGCAAUGAUGUCAGCAAUGCCAUUGGCCCUCUGGUGGCUCUGUACCUAGUCUAUCAGACAGGUGAUGUGGCUUCCAAAGUGGCAACUCCCAUCUGGCUGCUGCUGUAUGGAGGUGCUGGGAUCUGCAUUGGCCUGUGGGUCUGGGGGAGAAGAGUCAUUCAGACCAUGGGGAAGGAUCUGACGCCCAUCACACCAUCUAGUGGCUUCAGCAUUGAACUGGCAUCUGCACUGACUGUGGUGAUUGCAUCAAAUGUUGGUCUUCCCAUCAGUACAACGCACUGCAAAGUGGGCUCCGUGGUCUCAGUGGGCUGGCUCCGUUCCAGGAAGGCUGUGGACUGGCGUCUCUUCCGUAACAUCUUCCUGGCAUGGUUUGUCACUGUCCCGAUUUCUGGCCUCAUCAGUGCAGCUAUCAUGGCACUGUUCAAGUAUGCCAUCCUGGGAGUGUGAGACCAGCUUGGGUGAAAUCCAUAUCAUCUUGCUGCUCUGAGCAACUGGAACAGUGCUAGGGUGACUUGCCUGGGGAGGAGAUGGGAAUAUUGCAUUUAUGCUGUAACUGCUUUCAUGCUGAAUGACUCAUCUCUAAAUUAGCUGCAGAAUAACCAGUGCCCCUGACUGAUCUCAUUAAGGUCCAUUUCCUGUUUGGGCUGUAAAUUACUGUACAUAUUUCUGUAUUUUCUUUUGUAUCAAGCUUACCUUCCAUUAUGUUUGUCACUGAAGUAGCAUCCUUUUUUAAAUUUGUUUUUCCUUGGCACUAAAUCUUAGAACUGGCAGGCACAGUAAAGUCUGGUGUGACUAGCUGGGAGGGGUGACCGUUCCACUGCCGUGUUUGCUCUAGGGUAGCAGUAAUGGGCACUAUACCCAGAGGCCCCACUUAUUUUUUUUAAUAAACUUUUAAACUAAACAUACCUAUUGGCUAACUCCUUGUGGAGCAAUACCUAUUGCACACCAUUUCCCCCCACACACCCACCCUUCUGCAUGGUACCUGUGGGAUAUGUUACCUGUGGGACAUGUUACCACUGCCCCAGAGCUGUGAAAGAUGGCAGUGGUUCUUGCUAGAAGAAGGUUGUAGUAUGUCCAGCUUUGCCUCCAUUUCAGUACUUACAGGUGGAAACGAGAGAAACCUGCAGUACCAUGAUGCUCUGGUCUUGCGUGGUCUUUUCAUUUUGUGCAAAUGCACCUGAGCUCUAGGGGUUUUUUUUUUGUUUUGAAUCUAGGAUGUGCUAAAAUCUUAACCCAGUUGAUUUAAAUGUUGAGAUCAUUCACUGCUCCCUCCCCCUACUGGCCAAGAACCUAGCUGUCUCCAGUGACCCUGACACUACAAGACUCUGCUCCCCAUUGCUACCUCUAACUGAAUAAAAGCUUCAUUUUUUUAA